AUGCGCCUUUGCGCCACCAGCUGUCAACACGUGCGCGGCGCACAGCUCCACGCGCACAAUGCGCUGUUGUGUGCGGCCCACAGCGGCCCCGGGGCCAGAAACCCAAUCUGCCCCAGCCGCAGAGCCAAGGACACGGGCCUCAGCUGUCCUCUCUGCACCUCUCAUUACAACUGUGCACCCCUGAACUUUAACCCAGCUUUACUCACUCUCACAACUCUGCCCACUCCUCCACACGCUGCACCUCUGUCCUGGACUCUGACUCUCCUCUGCUGCAGGAUGCGAACCCUGCCUCUGCUCGUCAUGCUGCUGCUCUGUCCUGCUUGUUUGUCCGUGUCGGUCUCCAGCACCAAACCCCAGGUGGAGGUCCAUGAACACACAGAUGCUGUACUGUCCUGCGAGUUCAGGACGGAGAAGGACCAGAACCCUCGCAUCGAGUGGAAGAAGAAGGGAAAGGGCGUGACAUUCGUGUACUUCAACAACAGAUUUACAAGCGCAUAUGCAUCUCGCUCUAAGAUGGAGGGGGCCACGCUCACCAUCCACUCCGUGACGCAGAAGGACUCUGGGGACUAUCGCUGUGAGGUCACUGCCAGCGAGGACCAUGUGAACCUGGGGGAGGCCACUGUCACUCUCAACGUGUUAGUGCCUCCUCAUAUCCCGUCGUGUGAGGUUCCCAGUCCAGUGUUCGUGGGUUCCAGCCUAGAGCUCCACUGCAAGGACCAGAUGAGCGUUCCUCCUGCUACUUAUCGCUGGUACAAGGACAACAAGGGCCUGGCUGCUGCUGCACAGGACUCUCCCUACAACAUCGACCCCAGUAAAGGCACUCUGAGGUUUAGGAGCGUCUCCAAACUGGACGAAGGGAUGUACCGCUGUGAGUCCUCCAACAACGCGGGGGCGCCCAAGAGCUGUGUGGCGCAAAAACUACAAAUUGUUGAUUACCCGUUGAACCUGACCAUCCUGAUCGCCGGCGCCGCUGCUCUGGUGACGCUCCUGCUCCUCGGCUGCAUCUGUGUGUGUGUGUGUCGACACCGAGGAUGCUGUGGAAAAACUAAAAAGUCUAAAUGCCCGUCGCCGUACGCCCCCCCUCCUCCUGCCGCCCGCCACCUCAAGACGUACAAGCCAACUAAGUCUUUUAUGAUAUGA
This is a messenger RNA of Knipowitschia caucasica, 1140 nucleotides long. NCBI's taxonomy places the organism in Eukaryota, Metazoa, Chordata, Actinopteri, Gobiiformes, Gobiidae. The record is from the annotation of a GenBank genome assembly.